UCUCGCUGUGCAAAAUUAAGAACACACUGCACACGUUUCACUGUGGCCUGACCUGCGUGAUGAGAGACGUGCUGGUGGCGACAUUGGGCUCCUUGGACUGCAGCUGACGGUGGGAAUAGUUGAGGCCGUCCCACGACGCGCUGACCAUGUUGACCACGUUGGCAUGGACCACCGUGAAGUAGCCUCUGAACCAAGAUGCCACGUUCUGCAGUUAAGUUCCAAGCUGACAACCGAAGUCGUAGGUCUGUCCAAGUGAACACACCUCCAAUACAAGACCUGGAAGUGGAGGAUAUUAUCCCUGGUUGCUUAACUCAGGCCCAAUGGACGGACACGUUGAUCCGGGAGGAUGCAGAUGAGGCAGUGGGGGAGAUCAUGGAGGAACUGAUGAGCAAGCUCAUGGACGGUUGUUUCAAAGUGUACAUUGAGAAACAGAUAGCACCUUUGUCCGCAUCCUGGGCCAAGAGCUACCUCACACAGAUUCUAGAGCGGAAAAUCCUGUGCCUAGAUGAAGGGGAAGGACCCGAGGAAGCAUCUAAAACAGAAGACUCCGAGCCUAUGCCACCAACUUCAGAUGCCUGGGUUCAAGGAUGUGUGCCUGUUGUAAAUGCUACUCCUCGACCUCACCCCGCCUCACAACAGGAAGAUGACAUUGGUCAGGUCCCAGUACAAACAGAGCCAAGAGUCAACCAGCAAUGUAAUACUAUGGUCCAAGCAAAAGGCUCUCCAAAGCAAUCUGAAAAGGAAACACGUCCCAGGAGGCCUGUCAGUUACGAGUGCUAUGAAGUGCUUAGCCCUCGGCCUCCACCAAAAAUUGAUCGAAAGAAAAAGCAGUGGGUUAAUUUACCACCAAUUCCCAAGCCAGUUCCAAGCAAAUUACUUCCGCUCCUAUCGUGUUCAGCAGAGAAAAGGGAUGUGGAUGUAGAGGGAAAAAAUGUUAGACAUUCUGUUUAUAACAACACAACUGGAUCAUUACAUCAGCAUAAGAGCUACCAACCGAUACAAAAGCUUGAUCCCUCCUGCCUGCCUCGACACUGCAUCUUUCCUCCGUAUGAGAUUGUGGAUAACAACGACACAAAACCUAAGUCCAAGAAACCAAGUGGAUUAUCCAAACCAGAACCAAGAUAUAACAAGCAGCAAACUGAGUGGACAGCAGCCUCACAGAAGCAACUAACCAGCUCCAAGGAUCAGCCAACAAAGUUUCAGAGGGGAAAUGCGGCAGAUGUCUGGCUGAAGAAACUGUCCCCCUCUAGACAUGACCGGAUGGUGUCCUCUGGGCCUCUGAGGCUGGACACAAUGGUUUUGGCCAAAGGUGUUUCUCUCUUGGAUUCUCAGGCAGUUGAAAUACACCCUCUCAAAAGCAACCCUCCUACCAAGUCUACCAAGCUGAGGCUGAUACGAAGUGACGUUGCCGUGCCACUGCUUUCAGUUGAUCAGGUUACCACAGGUCCACCGCCUCAAGUCACCCCUUUGUUUCAGACCAAGAACUCUGACAAUGGAUUAUAAAAUGUAGUGAUAACACGACUGUCGCUGUAUUUAGAGCAGAAUUAGCCAUAAUAAUAAGAUAAUUAUAGAAUAUAUGAAAAGCCUAUAAGCUUCACAACAUAUUGCAAACAUAGAGUUUGAUAUAGUUCCUCAUAUAAAAACUACAACACUGUGAAGCAAGGACAUUUGAUUAUGGACUAUUAAGACUAAAUAUUAAUAUUUUAAGUCUUUGUGCUUUUCAUAUUCAAAGCUCAACAAUAACUGUGAGGCUAAAUCGUGUUUUGGCCUAGGGGAAGCCAACCCAAGGGGGACAAAUAUAACCCCCUAUCCCACCUGAGGAAACGCCUCUUUAACCUGCCUGUGACAGGAACCUUGGGAGAAGGAUGACUUCUGAAGGCACAGCGCAACAAGAAAGGGACCUCCAAUGUGCCAUGGAAGCUAAAAGGCAACACAGAAAGGAGAGGACGACCAUCGAAACUGCUCCUCCACCCACGAAUACCACAUAGGUCACGACUGCCCACAUUUCAACAGAACCCUGUGGAUCCAAGAUUGGUUAAGACCCACAAAUAAUCCAUCUCAGUAACAGGAUGACAGUCAUACUCGACUGUGAGUGAUUGCCCACGAUGAUGAUUUCACAAAUACAUUUUCUGUGCCUCCAUAUAGUAGAUGUAGUCAGUUCAUUACUGUAGGUAUGCUUCAAUGACAGGUGUUUCUAUUAUUUGGUCUACCCCAUUUAUAUCAAUGAGGGUAGGCUAAAUAACGGAAAUACCUCUGUGUAUAAUGCAGUAAAGUUCAACAACAUCACUGACUACAUCCUCCAAUAUGAUUCUACAUUUGAAUCAACACUUCUAACAAAAUCGUAACAUUAUAACUUUCAUGAAGAGACAAUUUAUUGCAGGGCUACUGUAUCAACAGACUAUAUGCACACUCACAGCAAUACUAAUCUGCAGCUCCUGCAAACAACUGGCAAAGAUGUGUCGUGAUUUGAAUUAAAAAUAGCAAUACAAACUGAAAAAUAUGAUGAUGGAUUUGUUUUAUAGCGAGCAUUCAUAAAUAAACGUGUUUUUUUUUUUUACUGCAUGAGCAUUUUUGUCCCAGUGGCUCUAGAGAGCACCAAUCGCACGGGAGACUGCUCAUGCAACCUAUCUUGUUGAAGCCUGGUUGGGUAGGAGGGUCAAGAAGCGGCGAACCAAUCACCAUUCACCCGCGACGCUUCUACACCAAUCAGGGCACUAUUGCCUUUGGUAGCAAGUUUGUCUGACCCUUUGCACAUGUGAGAGCGCAAUGAAGAGAAAGCAGUGUUGAUCAAAACUUUAAAAAUAUCGGAAUUAUCAUCACAUUGAACGCAUAUCAGACAUGAAAAAGAAGCUGACAGUUGCUGAGGAGCCGGCAGAGAUGAUUCCCUCUGAGGGUCAGGAGGAGGAGGAUGACGAGGUUCCGGUUAAAGCCAAAAGGAGCAAACCUGGGGAGGCCGGAGGGGAGGAGGAGGUCUAUCACCCGGUGAAGCUGUCCCGAAGUGAUCUGUACAGACCUCCCACAGCAGAGGAGCUCAACCAGCUGAAAGAGGCGGAGAGCCUGUUUCACUGCAGCCUGCUCAAAAUGCAGAUGGAAGAGCUGCUGAAGGAGGUCGCCCUGAGUGAGCGUAGGAAACAGCAAAUCGAUGCCUUCAUUCAGACGGUCACCAAGCUGCUCCAGACCGUACCAGAUUCACCAGAGGUUGAGGUGAGUGACCCGUCAUGGCUGUCAAGUGCAGUCAAGGUCCCUUUCCUCCUGGUGCCCAAAACAACAAAAGGCAAGUUCCACAUGGCACCCCCUGCCUCUGUUGAUCUGAUCGGCAGCUACCCCCUGGGCACCUGCACCAAACCACGCGUCACGGUGGACCUGGCUGUCACAAUCCCCGCUGAUGUCCUCCACCCAAAGGACGUCUUGAACCAGAGGUAUCCGAGGAAAAGGGCUCUGUACCUGGCCGGCCUGGCCCAGUACCUGGCGUCCUCCUCUGACAUCGGAAGCAUGCGUUACGCCUGCCUUCAUGGCAAUCGACUCCGACCCGUUCUGCUGCUUACCCCUCCAGGUAAAGACUCUUCCAGCUUCACCCUACGUGUUCAUGCCUGUCCGCCUCCUGGAUUCUUCAAGCCCAGCCGUUUCCACCCACAGAGGAAUAAUAUCCGGACCGAGUGGUACAGCGAACUGCAGCCCUCCCAGUGUGAGAGCAGCGGACCCCCCACUCCGCAUUACAACAGCUCUGUUCUGGGGGAUUUGCUGCCCAGGGCUCACCUCCAGUUUCUUUCCGCCGUCGGCUCCCAGUGCUCAGCUUUUGCUGAUGGAGUGGCUUUGCUCAAAGUCUGGCUUCGCCAAAGAGAGCUUGACCAGGGCACUGGUUGCUUUAAUGGCUUCCUGGCUUCGAUGAUGUUGGCUUAUCUGCUGACCACUCACAGAAUCAGCAACUCUAUGACAGCCUAUCAGCUGCUUCGGAACAGCUUGAACUUCCUGGCAUCUGCAGACCUGACAGUGAAUGGAAUAAGCUUAGCCAGAGAUCCUGACUCUACAGCUCCAUCUCUUCCAGAGUUCCACGAUGCUUUCCAGGUCGUGUUUGUUGACCCGUCAGGACAUCUCAACAUGUGUGCUGACAUGACGGCUUGUACCUACAAACAGCUGCAGCAUGAGGCGUCUGUAUCGAUGCAGUUCUGGGACAACCCUACGGUGGACGGCUUCCACAGCCUCCUCAUGACACCCAAACCCAUGAUCAGGACAAGCGACCACGUGUUCCAGUUGUGUGAGCUGGUGAAGCUUCAGUCCAGCUGUAAGAAAAUGAAUCUCCUCAGUGAGCUGAUGGACCACAGUGGAGAUUACGUCCACACUGCACUCCCUUUUAUUUUGUCCCUGCUUCAGCGUGGACUGGGCCAAAGGAUCCACCUGCUCACCCACUCCCUCUCGCCUGACCCUGAGUGGUCUGUGGAGAGUGAAGCCCCAAAACACAAAGCUCAACCUCCUCUCUCCUUCGGUUUGCUCCUAAGUCCGGAGCUGGCGGCCUCUGUCCUGGAAAGAGGCCCCGCUGCAGACAGCCCCACGGCGGCUGAGUUUCGUCAGCUGUGGGGUCCUCGCUCCGAGCUGCGUCGCUUCCAGGACGGCUCCAUCACCGAGGCGGUGCUGUGGGACGGAGAGAGCAUGUGCCAAAAGAGACUGGUCCCCAGACAGAUCAUAACACACCUGCUACAGCUGCAUGCAGAUAUCCCUGAAUCCUGUAUGCGGUAUGUGGGGUCGAUGGUGGAUGACGUCAUCAAAACGGGAAGUGAGGUGCCCAGUACUGGAGAGGAGGGGAGUUUACUGGUGGUUCAGUCCUAUGAUGACCUGAGUAGAAAACUGUGGAGGCUGGAAGGUCUGCCUCUCUCCAUCACAGCAGUGCAAGGAGCCCACCCUGCACUUAGAUACACACAGGUCUUUCCCCCUGUGCCACUGAAGGUGGACUAUUCCUUCUUUGACAGAGAAAAGGCUUCCCGGUCAUUGGUGCCACAGGAAGGCAAACCCUGCCCUGCUUAUAUCACCCCUAUCACAGUGAUUUGUCACAUGGAAGGGAGUGGAAAGUGGCCUCACGAUCGAUUUGCCAUCCGCCACAUCCGAACUGCCUUCCACAUCCGCCUGGGAGACUUACUGAAGAAGCAUCAUAAUUAUACAUGCAGGCCCUGCCCUACUCACCUAGAUGUCUGGAAGGAUGGCUUGGUGUUCCGCAUCCAGGUGGCCUACCAUCGUGAGCCUCAGGUGCUGAGGGAGAGUGUGAAUGCAGAGGGGCUGCUGGUUGUAAGGGACAACGAGGAGGCUCAGGCUCUAGAGAUGGCCACCAUGCAUAAGCCUCUACUUACCAGCACAUUGCAUGGGCUCCAGCAGCAGCACCAAUGUUUCGGGGGAGUGUGUCGCCUGGCCAAACGCUGGCUGGGGUCUCAGCUCUUCAGCGAAGACAUCACAGAGGACACAGCAGACUUGCUGGUGGCGUCGCUUUUCCUGCAGCCUGCACCCUUUACUCCUCCGGGUUCUCCUCAGGUCGGCUUGCUUCGUUUCCUUCAUCUGCUCUCCUCCUUUGACUGGAGGAACAACCCGCUGGUUGUCAACCUCAACAACCAGCUUGCAGCCACCGACUACACAGAGAUCAAGAAUGACUUCAUGGCUUCCAGGGAGUCUCUGCCUGUCCUGUUUGUAGCUACGCCUAAAGACAAAAACCAAUCCCUGUGGACCAAGCGAGCACCUAGUGUACAGAUGCUGCAGCGUGUGGUGAUGGUGGCUGCAGAGAGUCUGAAGUUACUGGAACAGCAGCUGAUGGACAGAGAGCAGAUACAAGAUGUCAGGGUGGUCAUGCGUCCUCCUCUGGAUGCCUACGAUGUGUUGAUUCACCUGAACCCAAAGCAGGUUCCCCUGCUCCCUCAGGCAGUGGACCCGCCCACUGUCACCUUCAGCAGGGGCCUCAUGGGUGGCAUUGUGGCCCAGUCUGGAGGGGCCCUGCCUGUCAUCGACUACAACCCCGUGUCCCUCUACCUGGCAGAGCUCAGAGAUGCUUUCGGAGACCUAGCCCUCUUCUUCUGUGACCCCCAUGGCGGAACAGUGAUUGCAGUUUUAUGGAAGCCAAAGGCCUUCAUACCAAUGCCCUUUAAGACGUCACAAAUGUCUGCUCGGAGAGUGGCGGUGACUGGGGAGGAAGCAAAUACCAUCCCCAAUGUGGAAGCAAUACUGGAGGACUUCCGGGUCAUGGGGAAGGGCUUGAUCAAGUCAGUGGAAGCCAGGACUGAAAAAUGGUCAUUUUAGACACACUGUUUUCACCAGGUGCAUUCCAAUGGAAAACAGAACAACGGAAAAACUAAAUGGAUUUUCAGAUGAAUUUUGUUAACAAUAUUAUCAGUUAAUAAUGUGGUUAAAGAUGAGCCAUAUGAUUGUUUUGGCGAAGCUGCAUCAUGUCUAAUAAAUGGAUAUUUACU
Anarrhichthys ocellatus (wolf-eel) is the source of this 6443-nucleotide messenger RNA. It is a transcript of the gene nol6, whose product is annotated as nucleolar protein 6 (RNA-associated). The record is from RefSeq and is a predicted model, not a curated record. Bases 2839 to 6273 code for a protein of 1144 amino acids. Gene Ontology annotation, biological process: tRNA export from nucleus; rRNA processing. Gene Ontology annotation, cellular component: small-subunit processome; CURI complex; UTP-C complex. Lineage: Eukaryota; Metazoa; Chordata; Actinopteri; Perciformes; Anarhichadidae. The transcript is spliced from 29 exons.